Molecule: messenger RNA, 1746 nt
Organism: Saccostrea echinata
Lineage: Eukaryota; Metazoa; Mollusca; Bivalvia; Ostreida; Ostreidae
Product: tyrosine--tRNA ligase, cytoplasmic-like
Exons: 14
Coding region: 108-1727 (539 amino acids)
Biological process (GO): tyrosyl-tRNA aminoacylation
Molecular function (GO): ATP binding; tRNA binding; tyrosine-tRNA ligase activity
Source: RefSeq, a predicted model, not a curated record
AGGAAACCGGAUUUCGUCUAAACGUGGGUUAUGAUGAUGAAACAUAGUUGACACACCAUAUUUCUACAAUUUCUGAUUAUAGAGGAGGGUUUUGAAAAAUUAAGGAUAUGGAUGUCAAUGGUUUGACUGAGAAAAUGGCAUCUACAUCUGUUUCACUUUCACCAGAAGAGAAAUUGGAGAUCAUCAAAAGGAACCUGCAGGAAAUAAUAGGAGAGGAGAAGCUAAAAACCAUUCUUAAGGAGAGAGAUGUGAAGGUUUACUGGGGGACAGCCACUACGGGGAAACCCCACGUGGCAUACUUUGUCCCCAUGUCUAAGAUAGCCGACUUCCUCAGGGCCGGAUGUGAGGUAACCAUUCUGUUUGCAGACUUACAUGCUUACCUAGACAAUAUGAAGGCCCCCUGGGAUCUGCUGAGUUUACGAGUCCAGUACUAUGAGAGAGUCAUCAAAGCCAUGCUCAAAUCUAUAGGGGUUCCCCUAGACAAACUGAAGUUUGUGAAGGGCUCAGACUACCAGCUCAGCAAAGAGUACACUCUGGAUGUGUACAGAAUGUCAUCUAUGGUAACAGAACACGAUGCCAAGAAAGCGGGGGCUGAGGUAGUCAAGCAGGUGGGGAAUCCCCUCCUAAGUGGCCUCCUAUACCCAGGACUGCAGGCUCUAGAUGAGGAGUACUUAAAGGUUGAUGCUCAAUUUGGAGGUGUAGAUCAGAGGAAAAUCUUCACAUUUGCUGAAAAGUACCUACCUCAUUUAGGGUACACAAAAAGAAUUCAUCUCAUGAAUCCUAUGGUGCCUGGGCUGACGGGGGACAAAAUGAGUUCCUCCGUGGAGGAUUCUAAGAUUGAUUUACUGGAUUCCCCCGCUGCUCUGAAAAAGAAGCUGAAGAAAGCCUUCUGUGAGCCGGGCAAUGUGAAGGAUAAUGGUGUCUUGUCCUUCUGUCAACAUGUAUUGUUCCCACUCAGAGCUAAAGAAGGUUUCCUUGUAACCAGGAAGCCAGAGUUUGGUGGGGACUCACUGUACGCCACCUAUGAUGACUUAGAAAAGGCAUUUGCUAAAGAGGAAGUACAUCCUGGAGAUCUGAAGGUUGCAGUGGAAGGAUAUUUAAAUGAGCUGCUGGAACCAAUCAGAAAAGAGUUUGAGUCAGCUGAGAACAAAAAACUGGUGGCCCAGGCUUACCCUGUAGAGAAGAAAAAGAAGCCAGGCACUCAGCCGGCAGCUGGUGGGACAGGAGAACUCGCUCCUUCAUUAUUAGAUCUACGAGUCGGCAAAAUCCUGGAGGUCAAAAAGCAUCCUGAUGCUGAGUCUCUGUACAUAGAAACAGUGGACAUUGGGGAGGAGAAGCCGCGGACAGUGGUCAGUGGUCUGGCUGGACUGUACCCUAUGGAGAACCUGCAUGAGAGACUGGGGGUGUUCCUGUGUAAUCUCAAGGCAGUCAAAAUGAGGGGCGUGGAAUCCCAGGCCAUGCUUAUGUGUGCCUCAGUAGAUGAGCCGCGGGCUGUAGAACCUUUAGAUCCACCCCAGGGAAGUGCCCCGGGGGACAGGGUUGUGUUUGAAGGAUUUGAGGAGGGAACCCCUGAAGAAGAAUUAAAACCCAAGAAGAAAGUCUGGGAAAAAUUACAGGUGGAUUUGAGAGUGGACGGGGACAGUAAAGCUGAAUGGCAGGGCCACAUAAUGAAAACAAAACUAGGAAACGUCACAGCUAACAGUCUAAAAUGUGUUCCUAUCAAGUGAUAGAAAAAAAGACUUCAUU